CGACGUUCGACUCGACCAACGGCCUGCCCGGCGACGUGCCCGAAUUGCGGCCCCGAUGAUGCUGCGAGGGCUGUCGCACGGCGCUGUCUUCGCCCCAGCUCCGUCCCUCCCGCUCUGUUGGCGCGUUCUCCGCCUCACAGCAGCCCCAGGCAACACAUCGCUCUCGACGCUCCAGCAAACAAGUACGGCCUGGAGAUCGUGGCCUGAUGUGACACGACUUCGUCGCCCAACUUUCGUCCCGUCGCUCUUCUCUCUUCCCGUCACAAGAUCCGCUCCCUCUCUCCGUCUCUCCCCGCGUGCGUUGCCUCGGUCGCGCCGGUUUUGUUGUUGCUUAUUUCGUCACUACCCACGCCCUGGACAAGCCGGACCCUCCUCCAAUCUGGUGAACAGGACAUCCCAGCCAAAACCUGUCGCAGACAAAUCAACAAAAAAGGCAAAUAAGAGCCAUGCCAGAAUCCGAGCCAUCAGGUCUUCUUCGCUUGAAGCGCACGGAUGACCAUGAUUCCAUCGUCGUCGUGCUGAUGUACAGGACCGGAGCGAAUGCUCUCGACCUUGAGCUUGUCGCCUCGGAGGGCGAAAGUGCCUGGGCUGCCACAUUCCAGGAAAACGGGGUCAGAAAAUUCAAGGCUGCCAGCAGUCCAGCCUCGGAUGCGACGUGGGAUGCCACAUUGAGGGCUGCAUUGCUUCUGGAAGAACCAGCAGGCGAGCUAGCACCGGAACUAGAGGGUCUCGAGGCCGUGUGUACUAUUGCCAAGGAGGGCUAUAUGAGCUUGAUCAUCCGACGAAACAUUGGUGAACUUACUCAACGGCUUGGCACAAUCACUCUUGAACCAACCAGUGAUGACAAGUUUGACCUGUGGGCAGGCUGUGCUGCUGGUGCACAGCUUAUUGCUGACACCAGAAAGCAUGCCAACGAACUUGCACGUAAGCUCGAACAGCAGAGAGCGGCCAAUCGCAAGCUCCAGGAACAAUUGCAAGACUUGAUGCAAGCCAAAGAAGCGCACGAAGAGGCCCUCUUGCACAAGUUUGCAGAGCUGAUCAACGCGAAGAAGCUGAAAAUCAGAGAUCAGCAGCGUUUGUUGGCAACCGCCAAGGUCGAUCCUAAGAAAGUAAACAAGGUACAAGGUAGAAAAGGAUCCAGAAUUCCCGAGAAAUCGCGCAUCUCAAAACGAAAGGUCGCUGCCAUGAUUUCUACUGAAGAGGAUUCGUCAGAAGGCUUUGAAAAUGCUUCAGAUCGAGAAGAAUCCAUGCCGGAUGUGUCCACUCCCGAGCCACUAGAGGAUCAAGACGACACAGAAGAUGAUGAGGAUAAUGCCGACGCAGCUUCAGCCUCGUCUUUCGACAUAAAUCAGGGCGUUGGACGAGGUCUUACCAUCCCCCCAAAUGUAAUAGCACUGGAGCCAUCGAAGCUCAGCCAUACGGCGCAGAAUUCGGCGCUACGUAGCUCGCAGGAGUCCAAGCAGAGUGAAAGACCCCCACCGCGGCGAGAAUUGCCAUUUGCAAGAAGUAGAGCCGCACUUGAGGCUGACACAAAGCUUUCGCAAGAGCCGGCACGAUUACAGACACAUCUGACGUCGGCCGCGGCCAACUUGGAUGACGAUGAUACCACCGAUGACGAAUUAUGAAAGUCGACGAAAUGGGCUUCAAGCAUAUCAUGAUCAAGCAUCUGCUGCUAUCACUUGCCAUCCCUGAACUUCUGGCUUCCUGCCCAGUAGACACAACCUGUAAUCGUGCUAAGGCUUUGUUGGCCUUCUCCAGUCCGAAGAGCUGUCGAAUCAUCCGUGCCUUGUUGCCGCCAUCAAUGUCUUGGGCCUUAUCGGCUUUUUCAAGUCAGGUUUUUGCUUCACCGGCUUUUGUUCACUGCAAGUUGUGACUCUCUUGCUCUUUCCGCCAGUUCAUAAACCUGAAUCCCAAGGCCCUUUCGCGGGUGUUGUAGCUGUCAUUGCCUGCUUGUUCGUUGUCUGCCACCAGCGUAUUUGUUGAUUGCAUGAAGUUGAAUUCAUCGCCGAGGAGCGUUGCAACAUCCCAAUAUCUCGGACGCCGAACGCUCAUACCUGCUGCCAAUUUGUCCAAUGAGCUCAAGUGAUGAAUGCGUAGGAUAGCUUGUUCCACUGAUUCCGGUAGCAAAAAGGGGGAACUUUCUGUUAGUUUGGUGAUCUACAGUGAUGGUCAUGAUGAUGAUGAUGAUGAUGAUCAAGAUAUUUGUCAUUCGCUUCGUUCUCUGCAUACAAAGUGUAUUGAUAAGGAAUAUUCCCAUACUCCAAUCAGUGACUUGUGCGUUGUUGAAGGUUGACUCCCGCGACAGACAGACAUUUGAACGUACCAUUCCUGGUCGCUAUGUUUGGAGCAAAUAAGUCUCGAGAUAGCUAGAAACAUAGGCUUUGG
This is a messenger RNA of Verruconis gallopava, 2385 nucleotides long. RefSeq lists its product as uncharacterized. The transcript is spliced from 4 exons. Gene Ontology annotation, molecular function: DNA binding. The record is from RefSeq and is a predicted model, not a curated record. Lineage: Eukaryota; Fungi; Ascomycota; Dothideomycetes; Venturiales; Sympoventuriaceae. Gene Ontology annotation, biological process: DNA recombination; double-strand break repair. The coding region runs from base 447 to 1625 and encodes 392 amino acids. Gene Ontology annotation, cellular component: nucleus.